AUGCAGAGUAACUGUCAAGCAAAUCAGAUACAGAUGGCUGAAAGUACUGCAAAACUUUUGAUGGAAUCCUCAAAAUACAAGCUCACGAAACGAGGGAUCGUUCACGUGAAGGGCAAAGGCGAUGUAAACACGUACUGGUUGAAUGAACAUGUCGUGGAAAUCCUGGAACCACCCACAAAAUCUACAGCGCAGGCGGAGAAAGCAGCAGCUGCUGUGAUGCCAGACUUAAUCGAGGCUCUGGGCAGCGACACAACGACUUUGUCGCCGAAUAUGUCUGCCGUUAACUCUACUAAAGCACCACAAAUACCAGUACAACACUAG
Molecule: messenger RNA, 321 nt
Organism: Gongylonema pulchrum
Lineage: Eukaryota; Metazoa; Nematoda; Chromadorea; Rhabditida; Gongylonematidae
Source: the annotation of a GenBank genome assembly